Molecule: messenger RNA, 5260 nt
Organism: Oncorhynchus tshawytscha (Chinook salmon)
Lineage: Eukaryota; Metazoa; Chordata; Actinopteri; Salmoniformes; Salmonidae
Product: calmodulin-regulated spectrin-associated protein 2-like
Exons: 17
Coding region: 589-5061 (1490 amino acids)
Biological process (GO): negative regulation of microtubule depolymerization; cytoplasmic microtubule organization; neuron projection development
Cellular component (GO): microtubule minus-end
Molecular function (GO): spectrin binding; microtubule minus-end binding; calmodulin binding
Source: RefSeq, a predicted model, not a curated record
GCCACAGUGCGGCAGGAGAACCGCAACAAGCGAGGAAAAGCAGAGGGGAACCAACUUGUGUUUGAAAACAAAGACUUGAAUGGGAAUCGGAAUGUUUUGUCUCUCUAUCUGAAGAAAAUAUGCGCCUUCCUCAGUGAGAUUCUUCUGAAAUAGGUUGACAGCUAUUAGGCGAACCCCAUUUAAACUGGGGCGUAUUCAUUACGCCAAUUCUGUUGCAAAACUUUUCUUAAAAGUAAGCAAACGGAACGAAACGGGGAGGGACCUACCUGAAUUUCUCCAAUAGAAACUCUGUUUGGACUAAUGAUUACAACCCAGGUAGCAGCAGAAUGGCUGAAAAAUACAAGCAGAGUCGCUAAUUGCACUAUUCAUUUUGACUCAAAGGAGUUAGACAAUACCAUACGGACGGUUUGCAGUCUACCCUCCAUGUCUGCUCCAACGAAUUGUACAUUUACAUAGGCAAUUGAAGGCUGGCAAAUCAAGUAACGUGUGGUGCAUUCAAAUCCUUUGUGGUGGGAUGUCAUCGACUUCUAUUGCGACAUAGUUAGUAAUCAUUGUGUUUGCCGAAGGCUGUUGACACUUCAGGGUGUUAUGAUGGGUGAAGUGACGGACGCCAGGGAAAUUAAAAAUACCUUUAUUGUUCCCGCAAUAAAGUCUUCCGGUCACUAUGAUUGUUCUCGAGCAAAAAUCUACUGUAGCCUCACGUGGCUGGUGGCCAAAGCAUUUGGGACAGACAGUGUCCCGGCCGACCUGAAGGAGCCCUUCUACACAGACCAGUAUGAACAGGAGCAUCUGAAGCCUGCAGUAGUCAGCCUACUGCUGUCUGCUGAGCUCUACUGCAGAGCCGGGAGCCUCAUCCUGACAAGUGGAGGUCACGAUGCUGUCACCCAGCCCCUGGUUGGUCACGAUGCUGUCUCUCAGCCCCUGGUUGGUCACGAUGCUGUCACUCAGCCCCUGGUUGGUCAUGAUGCUGUCACCCAGCCCCUGGUUGGUCACGAUGCUGUCAUCCAGGCCCUGGCCCAGAAGGGACUCCACGUCACAGACCAGACGAGGCUGGUUACUGAGAGAGACCUCCGCAAGAGGCCCCUACAGAUGAGUGCCCACCUGGCGAUGAUGGACACACUGAUGAUGGCGUACACGGUGGAGACGGUGAGCGCGGAGAAGGUGGUGGCGUGCAUCCUUCGGUACUCCUCCCACCACGAUGAAGAUGCAGACACACCGUACGACACAGAGGACGCCGUGACCAGCUGGAUCAACAAGGUAAAUGAGUAUUUGAAGGAUAUCAUUGGUCAGGAGCGGAGGAGAGAAAGGAAGAGAGCUGAGCUUGUUGGCAGGCCAGGGACUCGCUCCAGGAAGGAGCAGCAGACUGUUGCCCAGCAGGUGCCCUGGAUCCCCCCUGUCGAUAACCUGCUGAAGGACACCGUAGACGGCUGCGCCCUGGCCGCUCUGCUGCACUUCUACUGCCCACAGCUAAUCAGACUGGAAGAUAUCUGUCUGAAGGAGUGUAUGUCGCUGGCGGACAGCCUGUACAACCUGCAGCUGGUGCAGGACUUCUGUCAGGAGCAUCUGAACCGUUGUUGCCACUUCAGCCUGGAGGACAUGGUGUACGUCUCCUCGUCCCUCAAAAAUAACUACCUUGUGUUCCUGGCCGAGCUGUUCUGUUGGUUUGAAGAGGUGAAACCCUCCUUUGUACAACCAAGAGUUCUGGAUACUGAAGAGCCAGCCCUCACAUCGUUGCGGAACAUUCCCUCAGUUCCCAUCUCCAAUGUCACCAAGAAAAGCUUCAUGGAGAGACAGCCCAGCCCAGAACCACCCAGUCUGCCUCUCCGGCCUCAACCUAGGAACUCGGGUGAAAUGAAGAGAUCGACCUCAAUGUCCUUUGUGGACGUAGGAACCUGGCCCAAGGAGAAAAGGUCUGGGCCUUACGGAGUAUCCUUCGACAUUCCUUUCGACAAAGAGGACACCCAGACAUCUACUCCCCCCGGCCAUGCCAUGACUCGCUCUACCAGCACAGAGGGCUUCAAGGUCCACCAAAUGCCCCGGGGCAUGAAGAGGAUCCUGUCCUUCCAGCCCAUCAAUGGACAGGGCGUGGGCAUUGAGGAGGAGGGCUGCCCGGACAGCCUAGCAGGCCCCGAUCUGCCAAGACAGCCUGGCAGACCUCAACCCAAUGGCUCCUCAGCCCUGGAUGGGCAUGGAAAAGGAGCAGCCAUACCCAGCAUGGAGGAGGCCCUGCAGAUCAUCCACAACAUCGGGAGGAAGCCCCCACAAUGCUCCCUGACGGAGGGUAUCAACCAUGGCUUCUUCCUGCACAGUCAAAACCGAGGAAGAGGUGUAGUCGGCCUGCACCCCAAGGCCCAACAGGAGAACAUGGACCUGGACUCACUGAACACCACUAAAACCACAGAGGUGGACACAGACAUCCACUUGAGGACGGAGGACAUCGCCGAGAUGGUGGACGAGGACUCUUCGCUGGGGGAAGCUACGAGCAUAGAGCUGGACAUGGACACACUCAGCCCCUGCCUCAGCAGCUCAAGCUACGGCAAAUCUCCCUCCACUAGCUCCGGCAUCAAGAUGACCAGCUUCGCAGAGCAGAAGUUCCGGAAGCUCAGCAAACCCGAAUCAGGGAGAAGAACGAGCAGCAGCAGCAGCAGCGGGGGGGGCAGCUCCCUCAAGACCACCCCCGAGGGCUCAGAACUGGGCCUCCCCCUGUCCGUCUCCUGGGCACCAACCCCAGAGCACAGCACCGUUCAUCAACAGAGCAUGCCCCUUACCCAAGCCCCUCCCACUGGGCCAGCCCUGGCCCCUCCACCUAGUGACCCGGUUCAGGCCAUGGCAACAGAGAUGGUUCAGCUGCACAUGUGCCUGGAGGAGAAGCGAAAAGCCAUUGAGACGCAGAAGAAGAAGGUGGAGGCAGCGUUUACGCUUCACCGCCAGAGGAUGGACCACUCCACUUUCCUGGACGUGGUCAAGAGGAAGGCCGACUGUGCCUCAGUAGGAGGAGGAGAGGAGGAAAUGGGGAAGAUGACUGCAGAGAAGGAGAGGAAAACUGGGAGGAGCAAAGUGGACACCCCUGAUGGGGCCGAGCAGGGGCAGGCGCCCUUCGGGGUCUGCUGGCUGAAAUCCCCAGGAAGAAGCAUGGGAGAAGAGGGAGGUCAAGGUCCCAGCGAGGUGGAUCUAGCGAACUACACACGCUCCAUGGAGAAGCUCAACCACUCACUGGGCUUCCUGCAGAUGGAGAUGCAGCGCCUGGCCCAGCAGCAGGAGGUCAUCAUGGCCAUGAGGGAACAACGGCACCAACAGGCCUGGGUCAUUCCCCCUCCCGAGACCCAGCCCUCACCCCAGAAAUAUCGCGCCUCUGUCCGCUCCUCCGACUCGCCCUCCCCGACAGACUCACCUCGCUCGCCCACCAGCAUCAAGAGGAAGUCGGCCUCCUUCCACUCACGGAACCCCCGCACGCCUCGACCCAGCGAGCUUAAGCUGGCCCCCUAUAACCGCUGCCUGACGGCGCCCCAGUCCGUGGACAGUCUCCCCCGCCUGCGCCGUUUCUCCCCAUGUCAGGCCAUGGCCUUCACCUACAUGGGGGACAAACCCAUCGGUGAAACCCCUGAGAUCGGAGACACUGAGCAUGUGCUAUCCCCAGAGAGAGAGGCUGUUAGUGCAUCGUCACCCUCCUCCCCAGCCAAAAACAACCAGAGAACACAACAAGGGACACUAGAGAUUUCCAGGGAUGAUGCGGAGGAGAAGGAAAUGGAGGAGGAGAAGCACAAGUACAAAAUGGAGGAGAUUAAACCCAUAAUAGUGUCGACCGUAUCUGAAGUGCUGGCCCAGCCAGUGAAAGAGUCCUUCACGGUCACCCCCACAGAGACCCCCCUUAUCUCAGACAUGUUUGGCCAGGCCAGAAGCAACCUGAUUGAGGUGCCUCUGUACGUGCUCAAGCCCCUGGAGGGAGAGGGGAUGGAGGAGAGUGAAGGCAUGCAGGGGACCUAUGGCGAUAACGAGAAAAUGUCCUGUGGCUUUUUCUUUAAGGGUGAUGGGAACGGGGAAGACAACAUGGCUCAGAAGAGGGCUGCUCUCCUGGAGAAGAGGCUGAAGAGGGACAAGGAAACGCAGAAGAAGAAGCUGCAGCAGGAGGCGGAGCUAGAGCGGAAGAAGGAGGAGUCACGAGUGAAAGCGGAGGAAGAGCACGCGAGGAAGGAAGAUGAGAAAAGUCGCCGGGAGUUAAUCAAGCAGGAGUACCUGAGGAGGAAGCAGCUCAAGCUCAUGGAGGACAUGGACACGGUGAUGAAGCCGCAGCGGCCGCCCGGCGCCAAGCAUAGGAGAGCCCGGCCCAGGUCCAUCCACCGGGACAGCAUGGACUCCUCCAGAUCCCCGGCCAGGGCAGCAGUGCCCAGCUUGUCUCUGGCCUCUCUCAACCUGGGGGACAGCUUGUCUCUGGCCUCUCUCAACCUGGGGGACAGCUUGUCUCUGGCCUCUCUCAACCUGGGGGACAGUGACACUGUGCAAUCUGAGAAGAGAACACCAAGGCCUGAUUCUGCAGAUGGUUUUCUGUCCCCUUGUCGAUCUGGGAGCCGGACUGGAGAGGACGAUUGGGAGAAUGGCUCCACUGCCUCAUCUGUGAAGUCAAACACCGAGUACACCGGGCCCAAACUGUACAAGGAGCCGAGUGCCAAAUCGAACAAGCAUAUAAUCCAGAACGCGCUAGCCCACUGCUGCCUGGCGGGCAAGGUCAACGAAGGUCAGAAGAACAAGAUUGUGGAGGAAAUGGAGAAAUCAGAAGCCAACAACUUCCUGGUGUUGUUCAGGGACGGGGGUUGCCAGUUCCGCUCCCUGUACGUAUACAGCCCCGAAACGGACGAGGCCACCAAGUUGACGGGCAUCGGGCCCAAGAGUAUUAUGAGCAAGAUGAUCGAGGGCCUCUACAAGUACAAUUCGGACAGGAAGCAGUUCAGCCAAAUUCCCGCCAAGACCAUGUCGGCGAGUGUGGAUGCCAUCACGAUCCACGGCCACCUAUGGCAAACCAGGAAACCAGCCACCCCCAAGAAAGUGUUACCUGCCAAGUCCUAAUGGAACUUACCGUAUACUCCCAGCCACCCCCGCCAUUUCCACAUUCAAUUUGCAAUUCACUGUACAUUUCCAUGAGGAUUCAGCACCUGCAAUGCCAGUUAGACGAACGCAUACUUCUUGUACUUUAUUAUCUCUCUUUCUCUCUCUCUCUCUCUCUCUCUCUCUUUCUCUCUCUCUCUCUUUCUCUCUCUCUCUCUCU